Molecule: messenger RNA, 801 nt
Organism: Blumeria graminis f. sp. triticale
Lineage: Eukaryota; Fungi; Ascomycota; Leotiomycetes; Helotiales; Erysiphaceae
Source: the annotation of a GenBank genome assembly
AUGAAAACAGAAGAGCAAAAUUACCUGACUGAAUGGCAAGUUCUUACCCUACAGAAAGUAAUUAAAGAUAACCCUGACAAAAACACCCUCCAAUGCCUUGAUGUGGUUAUCGAAAAGCUCCAGAAAAUAUAUGAAGCUCUCAGAUGCAACUACAGUCACAAAAGCCACAGUCUUGCUGGAAAAUUAUAUGCUGUAUGCCAAGGCGAAUCAGCCUGUGCACAAGCACUAAUACGCCCCCACGACAGAUUUGAAGAUGCCUGCGCUGAGCUUCGAUCUACUGUUAAGGUCCACAUGGACUGCACUCCACUGAAUGCAGGGCUGUUCCAUCAGACAGAAGAACACUUCGAUAAUGAAGAAGUGGAUAAUGGACAGUACUUUGUCGACCGUAGGUACGGUGGAAAGCUAGGCUAUGUACAAAGAGGACUGCAUGCAAGAAACGGCCGAAGCAGUUUUAAGGGUGGACUUCGAGGUGGAUCUGACAGCAAUAACGACCACCGGAAGAUUUGCUUCGUGUGUAAAAAGGCGGGGUGCUGGUCCACACGGCACGAACCAAGCGAUAGUCAAGGAAGAAUCAAUAGCUGGCGGAUGUACAUGGCUGAAAAUGAUCUCCCCGCUGACAAUGAUACCCUGGCCAUGUUCAUUGUCGACUAUGAAGGCUACGAAGUGAACCAGAAUGAUGAUGAAACUGAUCUUAUUGGCAUGUUUAACGCGUGGUCUGAGGACAGAACUGAGCAAUUCCUCACAAGUUACGGUACAAUCUAUGGAUGGAAUACAGCUGUGCUGCUCAACAAUCAAAGCUGA